GCUGGGUGCCAUUGCAGCCUACAAUACUUUAAAGGAUCUGCAGCGCGACUCGAAGACAUUCUCAGAUUCGGGGUCGCUCUCGCUUUAUAUAGCGUGCGGUCUGCACCUCGAGCCGAGAUGCAGCUACACGCGUGCUACGUGUGUAGAAAGCGGGGUUAACCUUGGGUACCGCGCCGUUCGUUCGCGACGCCGGGUGGAUCUCGUCUGACCUCAACCUCACUGCCUCGUUUCCAAGUCGCAGACCGCGUGCGGUUGCGAGCUUUGACCACCAGCCGUCUCACGGAUCGAAGCGCUGCACAUUGACACGGGGAAGGAGGCACGAUGCGCGCGAGGACCAUGGCCCGGGUGCUUCUAUAUUCAGCACUCAGACAGCCCCGCCAUGGUAUGCACUCAAGACGACGAACUGCCCGAUGUUGCUGAUCAGAGGUAUUCGGUGGUCGACGUCGAGUAUUGGGUACGUGAAUGUCUCCAGCUCCAGCACACAACGCCACCUCGCUCACCAGAUCUCACUACAGGCAACAGACGCGCAUGCUGGUAUCGGAGUAAACCCUACGGAUGGAUUUCUGUACUUCCUUGACCGCACAAGCGCUGCAAAAUCAGCCAAGUGGUUGUGGCAGCGCGCUCCUGUUGCGAACGAAUUGCCAGGGUUGAGAUCAUCGUCUGGCAUCGCAUUCGCCUUCUGCAACAGAGUGGUAUCUGCUGCGACUGUGACGAACCUCAAGUACAUCAUGUCAUGCCAGAUCGUCAACGAGCACACGGAGGAGACCAUCAAACGCGCACUUGCAUCCGUAAGUGCUGGAGAUAUCAAAGCUUGGCCAGGCACCGACUUUGACUUUGCCUUCGGUGUGAACAAGGGCGAGGGGAUCGAAGCGGCUCUGGCGUUCUUAGGUACGUCCUCAGAUGUUUUACAGGUGCUGCGACUGACUCUAACAGGCUCACCCAAUGGUCUCGCGGCCGAAUACUUUUUGAUCCAACACAAGCAGCAACUGAACUGGAAGCACACUUGGAAGAUCAAGGUCUUGGAGUCAUCAGACGGGCUCCCAUAUAUCCUGUUCUGUGUCAUAGACCAAGCGCCUUGGAAAGGACCUGUUUCCAACAUCGCAUCACAAUUGCAGAAGCCCCAUAGCAAGUCCUGCCGGAAUCGCAGUCAGGGCGUAGCAUCGAGGAAGAGCAAGGAGCGCAAGACCAGGAAGAGCAAGGAGCGCAAGACCAGGAAGAGCAAGGAGCGCAAGACCAGGAAGAGCAAGGAGCGCAAGACUAGGAAGAGCAAGAAGGUACAGGGGAAACAUGCGCCGCGGCCUCAGGUACGUCUGAGGGUUUGUGAUGCCGUAGAGAUCGUUGUUCAAGAGGGGUGCCUACAAAGUGCUUUGUUAGACUCGAGAUGCUUGCCCCUUUCACUCAGUGACUGCCUUCACUUCUUAGACAUGCAACCGCACAUUUAUUAGCUCGCCGUACCGCCGCGCGAAAACGUUUCGUUGCGCUGCCGAUGGCACACUGACCUUGGACGCGCUGCACCGUCUCAACCCCACGUGUCCGCUUCGGUCCUCCAAAUCGACAAGGGAAGGAGCACUGAGCGCCACCAUGAGAUCUCUCGCGACGGUCACGUUCAUAGUCUGCAUUACAUCUGCAGCUAGCCGUGCUAUUCGAGCACCCUAUCGACCGGCCACUUUCACUACAUUGAGUCUUCUGCCCACACUGAA
Didymella exigua CBS 183.55 is the source of this 1700-nucleotide messenger RNA. RefSeq lists its product as uncharacterized. The record is from RefSeq and is a predicted model, not a curated record. The transcript has a single exon. The coding region runs from base 411 to 1445 and encodes 344 amino acids. NCBI's taxonomy places the organism in Eukaryota, Fungi, Ascomycota, Dothideomycetes, Pleosporales, Didymellaceae.